AUGGAUGCUGUGGAACUUUCCAGAAAGCUGCAGGAGGAGGCAACAUGCUCCAUCUGCCUUGACUAUUUCACUGACCCUGUGAUGACCACCUGUGGCCACAACUUCUGCCGUGAGUGCAUCCGGCUGACCUGGGAGAAGGCCAAAGGCAAGAAGGGCAGGAGGAAGCGCAAGGGUGUCUUCCCCUGCCCCGAGUGCCGCGAGCUGUCCCCCCAGAGGACCCUGCGGCCCAACCGCCUGCUGACCAAGGUGGCUGAGAUGGCACGACAGCACCCGGGCAUCCAGAGCAGGGAUCUGUGCCAGGUGCACCAGGAGGUGCUCAAACUCUUUUGCGAAGAUGACCAGAGCCCCAUCUGCGUGGUCUGCAGGGAGUCCCAGGAACACCGGCCUCACAGAGUGGUCCCGGUGGAGGAGGCUGUCAAGGAGCACAAGGGCAAGCUGGAGAAGUCCCUGGACCACCUGCAGAAGCAAAUGGAAGAUGCCCUGCUGUUUCAGGCUCAGGCGGAGGAGACCUGUGCCCUGUGGCAGAAGAUGGUGGAGAGCCAGCGGCAGAAUGUGCGUGCAGAGUUUGAGCGGCUGCGCCGCCUGCUGGCAGAAGAAGAGCAACGGCUUCUGCAGAGGCUGGAGGAGGAGGAGCUGGAGGUGCUGCCCCCGCUGCAGGAGAAUGCUGUCCGCCUUGGGCAACAGAGCGCCCAGCUAGCCGAUCUUGUCGCUGAGCUGGAGGGGCGCUGCCAGCUGCCGGCGUUGGGACUCCUGCAGGACAUCAUGGACACCCUGCGCAGGGUCCAGGAAGUGAAGCUGCAGCCACCUAAGGUGGUGCCCAUGGAGAUGAGGACGGUGUGCAGGGUCCCGGGACUGGUGGAGGCUCUGCAGAGGUUCCGAGGGGACAUGACGCUGGAUCCGGACACUGCUAACCCCGAGCUGGUCCUGUCGGAAGACAUGCAGAGUGUGCGGCGGGGGGACCUGCGGCAGCCCCUGCCUGACAGCCCUGAGCGCUUUGACCCCGGGCCCUGUGUGCUGGGCCGGGAGCCCCUGAGCUCCGGCCGCCACUACUGGGAGGUGGAGGUGGGCGAGCGGGCCAGCUGGGCCUUGGGUGUCUGCAGGGAGAAUGCUAACCGGAAGGAGAAGGGUGAGCUCUUUGCAGGCAAUGGGUUCUGGAUCCUGGUGUUCCUGGGGGGCUUCUACAACUCCUCUGAGCGGGCCUUUGCCCCCCUUCGAGACCCACCCCGGCGUGUAGGCAUCUUUCUGGACUAUGAGGCUGGGCACCUGGCAUUCUACAGCGCCACCGAUGGGUCACUCCUGUAUGCCUUCCCUGAGACGCCCUUCUCAGGGACGCUUCGGGCCCUCUUCUCACCUCUGUCUAGCAGCCCCACCCCCAUGACCAUCUGCCGACCCAAGGGAGGGCUUGGGGAUGGGCUGGCUUCCCAGUGAGCAGGUGUCUCAUGCCUUUGUCCUGCCUUUGAGUCUUCAAGGGUAUCCUGAGCCACAGGAAGAGCUCCCAAUGCCACUUUGUGUGCUUAGUAAAAUCCCUCUACCUCUGUCAUCCCCGGGAAGCCAACACUGUGGGGCCAGCACCAUCUCCCAGGUGACCUUCCAUGGCCAUCUGAUGUCACCAGUGCAUUGCUCACAGUCCUCUGCAUAGCCCAAGCCAGGGUCCUGGGGAGCUGUGUUUGCAGGAGCCCAGCUGGUCAGCGUUAAGGCCAGGGCCUGUGGAACUUUCUGAGGCUUCAGCCUGAGUCCUUGACAGCCCCAGGGCUGUAUCCCCAAAGAGCUGCUGUCUUGCGGCCUGCUGGGAAGAAGGUGAGUCCGUCAGCCUGUCUCAGGGCCUGGUCCUAGAAAAUGGUGCUGGAUGUGGAUGCCCCAUUAAUCGGGGUGCAGCAGUCAUCAGGAGGCGGGGCGGGGCAUGGGAAAGGCCAGAGGAAGAGUGCUCAGGGCAAAAGGUACUACAUAAGGGGUCUGAGGAACCUGGGUACAAGCCCUCAAGUCCCCCAGCAUGGGCCACUGUGGGCUUCUGCAGAAUGUUCCUUCCCACCCCAGAGCUGAGCACUAGCUGAGAAAAGACUGGCCCUGCCUGGGGAAGGGGUGAAGCUGCGUAGACCGCCCCCCCACCCCCACCACUUCAAUCCAGGAUUUCUGUUGGCUUGUUUUGGUGCUUUUUCACAAGGUGUGUACCCCAAGAUUUUAUCUGUGGUAAGGACCAUCCUUACAGUAAAUAAACUAACCAUUGUCUGUGAUGCCACUUGUGAAUUGGAUGGGAGAGUCCAUGGGCAAAGGCCUACCAUCCACUGCAAAUUUGGGGACACAGUGGCUGGCUGCAUUUCAUGCAACUGCCAUGGGAUUCUUUUUUUCAAAUAAUCUGAUCAACAGUUCUAGGCUCCAUGGUGUUCCAUAGCUAGUUACUUGAUUAUUUAUUUGCUCAUUCUCCUAUUGUUGGACUUUUUUUAAAUGUAUGUACCACUUUGAACAAUUCCUUCAAAUUAUGUACCCGGGAGGUUUUUCCUCAGUCAAGCCAGGAGUCUGCCACUUUUCUGGCUGGGGAGGUUUCCCCAUCUUUUCCCAGUUGACUGCCUACUGUUUCACUUCCUGUUGAGAAUCUGAGGUACUGGUUGGUUCUUGCCUGAAGCAAGAUUUGGACUUUGGGACUUCCUUGAUGGCCACCGGCUGCCAGAAGGUGAGACAGCCUCGGUGAGAGUUUGGAGGAGCACACGACUGCCCCAAGAACAGCAGGAUGGACACCUAACCAAGGCUCAGUGUGAGGGAGGGAAAAUAUUCCCUCCACCCAUCUGAUCCCUGUUUGGAACCUGGUAAUAAAAGAUUAAUGAGACAAAGAAGUUUAUUAACACAUGCACCUCCUGCACAUGGGAGACACGCAGAGGAAAUGAGUAACUCCAGCAGCAGCUUAGAAGUCCGGCUUCUGCAGCCACUGCAGUAAAGAAGUUUGUGGGAAAUGACAGUCCGAAGCAGUACCAGGGUAGGGGCUGGUUGGGGGAUUUAUGGAGAUUCCCAGAGCCAGCCCCAUGCUGAGGGAUCUGAUUGUCUCCUGUGACUGACUCGGUCCUUUUAGGCAGGGGGAGGACUUGCAGCUUCUCUACUAUCUGCAUAUCAACUGCCUUUGGCUCAAAUGAUCCUGUUGCCAAACUGGGAAGUUUGGGAAGGAAUGUUCACAUAUCCAUCACCAGGUGACAGAAGAAAUGAGCUUAGUUGAUGACCACACACACAUGCUGAGUGCACUGUCCAUGCAUUUUACCUACUGAGUCAGCAGACCCUGUGAUAGCUCUUCACUCUUCUGUGCAGCAUGGACCACAGUAAAAAAGAUUUUGCCCAUGUAGCUGAUACCUCAGAGUGGCUAAGAGCUACAAAGAUGUGUCCCAACAAGUAGUGUCUCCCAACACGAGCAGCAGGUGUCUUUGGCACUGCUAGUGGGAUCUCCUGUAUUACCAUGGGGUGCCCCCCUACACUACCAGGGGGUGUCUCCAAUACUGCUACUGGGAAGGGGACCUGGCCCUUGGUGGGUCUGCUUAGGGCCCGUUGGUAGUAUGUGGGUUCUUGACUUUAUGCAGGAAAGAUUUCACAACACAAGUCCAGGUGAAUUUUAGAGGACGUUUAUUAAAGCUGGGGACAGUGAAGAGAGGGCCGGGGAAAUGAGCCUAGGUCGGGCUGCUUUGGCUCACUAAGAAGUCAGAAAAGGGGGGCCUUGGGUCGGGUUCUGGGGGAUUGUUUGGGAUGAAUUUGCUGCCCUGGUUUGCAAGCCUGGUAGUGUCUGUUGAACUACCAGUGGAUGUCUCCUGCACUAGCACUCUGUCCUCUGCCUGUGGAGAAGAGGGCUGGGGUGGGGGGAGGCUCAAAACACUUUCUAAUUGUUAUUGUGAUUUCUUUUUUGGCACCUUGGUUAUUUAGACGUAUGUUUAAUUUCCAAGUAUUUUAGGCUUUCCCAGAUUUCCUUCUGUUGACUUCUGAUUAAACACCAAUGUGGUAAAAACA
Molecule: messenger RNA, 3978 nt
Organism: Myotis davidii
Lineage: Eukaryota; Metazoa; Chordata; Mammalia; Chiroptera; Vespertilionidae
Product: E3 ubiquitin-protein ligase TRIM17-like
Exons: 6
Coding region: 1-1428 (475 amino acids)
Molecular function (GO): zinc ion binding; protein binding
Source: RefSeq, a predicted model, not a curated record